This is a messenger RNA of Microdochium trichocladiopsis, 1068 nucleotides long. RefSeq lists its product as uncharacterized. Lineage: Eukaryota; Fungi; Ascomycota; Sordariomycetes; Xylariales; Microdochiaceae. The transcript has 2 exons. Bases 392 to 787 code for a protein of 131 amino acids. The record is from RefSeq and is a predicted model, not a curated record.
GCGGAGAUGGUCCUUCACACUGCCUUCUCCGCAGCACCAGACGCACUGGCAGCACACGGCACACUCUUUGGUUCUGGCUUGGCCCACCUGGAGCCGAGCCUGCCGAGAGACCGACCGAGUCUCUAUGCGUGGGGGGACCACUUGGGGUCGGGAUCCUCAUCACUCGAUUGUCUGCUGUUGGGUGCACGAAGACAGGCUGACUGACAUUUGACCGCCGUGGACGUGGCGAGAGCACCGACGACGACAACCACAUCAACAUCCACAACCACGACAAGACAGUCAUCUCAAGCAGCCUCAUCAGUACAAGCAGCAUCACAAAGCGACCACUGCCCCUGCCCUGCACGAGACUUGAGACUCACAACCCAAGCACGUCCAAGCCCCCCACCUCACAAUGUCGUCAACCACGACCGUCACCCAGACGCGCACCGCCGAGACUGUUCUCGACGACUACGCCCUGCGCCACACGGGUGGCAGCAGCAGCGGUGUCAAGCCCGCGCCCACGGCGGCCACUGUCGAGAGCAUCAACUCGUCCUCGUCAGCAUCGGCUGCUGGUGACGGGCCCGUGGCGCCCAUCCCCUGGGACAACACGCACCGCCGCGUGCCCCCCUACAGGCCCAUCCGGCGCGACCGCGACGUUUCUCAGAUCCGUGUCUACCAGAAUCGCAUUGAGCAGAUUUUUGUCGGCACCAUGUUCACUGGAGUCUUUCUAAAUGAGGCGAGGGCCAACGCGGCCAGGUGGGCAUUUGGCGACAAGUUCCGUAACUUUGUCAUCGGUGGAGAGAUGUAGAAUGUGUUUAGCGAAUUAAGGUUGCUUCUUGUGCUUCAAUAAAUCUUUUUGUACAAAAUUCAGCACAAUGCAUCAGCUGGCGGUCAACCAUUUUGGGGGGGGAUUGAGUGCGAAGAUGCACACAAGCACAAAUCUUCAGGCGACAAGAUUCAAGCUCAAAAUGCACAUGCGAUGUUUAUACUUGCGAAUCAAUUGUUCUGUCUGGACUCUCCAAGAAACAACCAUGCACAAGACAAAGGACGACGAAGACGUGGCAUAUACGUUCAUUGCAAAUCAGCCUC